AUGGGUCCAAGAUGGCAACAAGACGGAGCAUUUGGGAAAGAGAAGAAGAAAGAACCGGGCCCCCGGGCCCCCAGCCUGGCCGUGCCCGCCGGGGCCGCCGUCUACGUCUACCAGAACCUGCGCCCUUUCUACAAGCAUCGCCUGCCCCCCCGCGCCCCCGCCCCGCUGGAGCGCGACGUCUGGGACCAGGCCCGGCAGGACAAGAUCGACCCGCUGAUGCUGAAGGAGAUGUUGGAGAGCAUCCGAGAGAAGGCUGAGAUCCCCCUGUCAGCUCGGUCUCUAAGGUUCCUGACUUUGGAGCCCGGGGAGCUCCAGGCCUUCGUGACCCUCCACAAAGACCAACCGCUGCAGCACCAGACUGUGAUCACCUGCAUGACCACGCUGAGGAAGGACCUGGCUGAUGAGGAUGGUGCCACCUGCCUGGUGCUCGGGACAGAGAGCAGAGAGGUCCUGAUUCUGGACCCCGAGGCCUUCACUGGCCUGGCACAGAUGACGCUCGCCGCUGUCCCGGCCUUCCUGGAGGCAACAGGGCAGUUUGAUGUGGAGUACCGGCUCACAGCCGCCUGUCGCAAUGGCUGCCUCUACCUGCUGCGCCGGGACUCCAGGCGCCCACGCUGCUGCAUUGAGCUGAGCGCCCAGCCUGUGGGCCUGGUCCGCGUCCAGAAGACCCUUGUGGUUGGCUGCUCCGAUGACACCCUGCGGGGCUACACCCAGAAGGGCAAGCGGCUGUGGACCGUGCAGCUCCCAGCCCCACUGCUGACCAUGGCACUGCUGGAGCAGAAGUCCCGUGGGUUCCAGGCCGUCCUGGCCGCCCUCAGCAACCAGGAGGUGCAUGUGUACCGGGACAAGGCCCUCCUCGAUGUCAUCCAGACCCCGGAUGUGGUUACGGGCUUGAUCUUCGGGCGCUAUGGGCGUGAGGACAGCACCCUCCUCAUGACCACCAAAGGGGGCGGUCUGCUGGUGAAGAUGCUGAAGCGGCGGGCAGUACUGGAGGCACCAUUAGCCCCCGGCCCCCCCCUGGCCCAGGCUGUGCGCCUCGCUGUGCCCAAGAAGACACGGCUCUAUGUGGACCAGACACUGCGGGAGCGUGAGGCUGGUGCCGCCAUGCACCAGGUGUUCCAGACAGAGCUGAGCCGCCUCCGACUGUCGGCUGCCCGUGCCUAUGUCCGCGCCCUCCAGGGCAGCCUGGCCCCACUCAGCGCCACUCCCCAGCAUCCCCUCAGCCUGCGGGCCACGGUCCAGGGCGUGGGCCCCACCUUCAAGCUGACACUGCAUCUCCAGAGUGCAGCACCUGCCGGGGCCAGCACCGGGCUGCUGCUCAGCUUCCAGUAUGACGAGCACCUGUACGCCAUGGCCAGCUCCCUGCUGCGGACCCCCAUGCUGGUCCCCGGACUGAACUAUCCCAUCGAGACCUUUGUGGAGUGUCUCAGUGAUAAGGGCAUCUCUGACAUCAUCAAGGUGCUGGUACUGCAAGAGGGGCUCCGCACCCCGCUGCUGACUGCCCACAUCAACAUGCCUGUGAGCGAGGGGCUGGUCGCUGCCUGAGACCCCCAUCCCCCAGCUGGCCCAGCCCAAAGUAGCCCCCCAAGGCAUGUCAGACUGGCACAGAUGUGCAGCACCGGGCACAGGGAAAGGGGACCUGGCACCAGUGGUCCACAGCAUCCAAUGCUCUGGUGGGGCUGGUCCAGGGAGGGUGGGGUGGUUGAUGGUGGAAACCAGGGUUCAUCCCACGAUGUACCCCAGCUCCCUGCAGCAACUGCUGAGAUGUACCCCCUUCCCCCCUGUGUAUAGAGCAGUAAAUAGAGCAGGU
Molecule: messenger RNA, 1810 nt
Organism: Alligator sinensis (Chinese alligator)
Lineage: Eukaryota; Metazoa; Chordata; Crocodylia; Alligatoridae
Gene: BBS1
Product: Bardet-Biedl syndrome 1
Exons: 15
Coding region: 1-1545 (514 amino acids)
Biological process (GO): non-motile cilium assembly; protein localization to cilium
Cellular component (GO): axoneme; BBSome; centrosome
Molecular function (GO): smoothened binding; patched binding
Source: RefSeq, a predicted model, not a curated record